CUCCACCCAGCUUGUUGGACUUUCGACUUGAAGCAGUAGGAAACAGAGAAUGCAGUUCUGAGAGCAGCUGCCCAACCCAAGAUGGCCAAGUUUCUUUCCCAGGACCAAAUUAAUGGGUACAAGGAAUGCUUCUCCCUCUACGACAAGCAGCAGAGGGGCAAGAUAAAAGCCACCGACCUCCUAGUGGCCAUGAGGUGCCUGGGGGCCAGCCCGACCCCAGGGGAGGCGGAGCAGCAUCUGCAGACUCACAGGAUAGAUAAAAAUGGCGAGCUAGACUUCUCCACAUUCCUGACCAUUAUGCACACACAAAUCAAACAAGAGGACCCAAAGAAAGAAAUUCUUCUGGCCAUGUUGAUGGCAGAUAAGGAGAAGAAGGGUUACAUCAUGGCCUCCGAGCUGCAGUCAAAACUCAUGAAACUGGGGGAGAAGCUCACUCAGAAAGAAGUAGAUGAACUUUUCAAAGAAGGAGACGUUGAGCCAAGUGGCAAAGUGAAGUAUGACGAAUUCAUCCGGAAGAUCACCCUGCCUGUGCAAGACUACUGAGCAGGUGGCACGGGCAGCUCCAGGUCUGAAAACCUAGACUCAUUAACUUUUUAUUUUUUUUUUUUUUUUGGCAGAACCAGGGAU
Octodon degus (degu) is the source of this 627-nucleotide messenger RNA. It is a transcript of the gene Calml4, whose product is annotated as calmodulin like 4. The coding region runs from base 82 to 543 and encodes 153 amino acids. Gene Ontology annotation, molecular function: myosin heavy chain binding; calcium ion binding. The transcript has 6 exons. Gene Ontology annotation, cellular component: cytoplasm; myosin II complex. Lineage: Eukaryota; Metazoa; Chordata; Mammalia; Rodentia; Octodontidae. The record is from RefSeq and is a predicted model, not a curated record.